Alternaria infectoria is the source of this 1491-nucleotide messenger RNA. RefSeq lists its product as uncharacterized. The transcript has a single exon. The record is from RefSeq and is a predicted model, not a curated record. NCBI's taxonomy places the organism in Eukaryota, Fungi, Ascomycota, Dothideomycetes, Pleosporales, Pleosporaceae. The coding region runs from base 1 to 1491 and encodes 496 amino acids.
AUGGCACGCGCCCUGCCUCUCAUACCCUGGUCCAAGACCUCCAUUCUUAAUUGUCGCAUGCAUUUGAACUCGUCGAGGAUAGCGCAGCACGCAGCUCUGGACCUGUUCGUUCUUGGAUUUCCCCACCAAGCCAACAAACUUCUCGAGUCAAUCCAAAAGUACGGUCUUGACACAACAACCUGGGACUACUACGGUCACACUACCGAAGAGCAGUUGCAAGGAGCAUGGACAACUAGCGACACUUUCCCAACAUGGGCCCGCAGAGCAGACGACGCGAAUGCGGAUAGCAUCAGCACCGCGGGUUUACCGAACAACAUCGCAACGAAAGCUGAGGAAGGGACGCUCAGUAAAGAAGAUGUGGAAACCGUACGCGAGCGCCUAAAUAUGAAGCCGGAUGCUACCUACAGGCAUGCCGGGGAAACCAUGACGCUCGGUGCGGUGACACAGAUUGCGUUACUUGCGGACGAGCAUCGUCUAGCUACCAGUCUGGUCGAAGAUAACAUAAAAGAACUAUAUCAGUACUUGCUGGAUAAUUGGGACAACCCAGAUAGAAGCGGUGACGAGACCAGGCACUACAUCUUUCGUCGCCAAGGCUUGGAGGAUUGCCCAGGCAUCUGGCCCGUUCUCGCGUCUGUUAAGCUCGGGGAUACAUUCGGUGUGCGUGCAUCUGACGUGGAUGAAUAUGUCAAAGAAGGUUGCGCCCUCAUCGAGAAGCGUUCUACCGAAGGCCCCGCUCGACCGUAUCGAUCCAAAACGAUGGCCGAACUUGUAAAGAUGGUUGACAAAAACAUCCUCACCGAACGCGAAGAUAGCAGUGAAGAUACAAUACCCACUGUUCUCAAGGACGGCGCAACGGAAGCUCAGAUUGCCGCCCUCGAAAAUCGCCUCUCCUCACCCGACGAGCAUUCGUUCGUCGCGCUCCCCGGCGGAAAGCUUCCUGAUGACUACAGAGACUUUCUACGUGCGAGCAACGGCAUCGAUGAGGAUAUCUUCUACAGCACGGACGAAGUCAAUACAUCAGGAAGCUGGAUGCAUGACAUGGACUAUACUCUGUUCCCCAACGAAAACAACGGCCACCUCCUUCAUGGCAGCGAUAGAGACUUCGACGAGAUCGAACUAGGCGACUACGCGUGCUUCACCAUCGGCACUGGCGAUGGUGAAGGCAACGUUACACUUAUACCACCUGCGUCGGUCAAACCCAUCGUCGCGAAAUUCGAGAAGGUGUACGCGGAAGCAAACGAGGGAAACAAGAGAGUUUAUGAGCGUGCAGCUUUGGAUCUUUAUGGUGGUAUAGAUCAGCUCAGGGCGUUGGAGUGGCUAUGCAUCGAGUUUCAGCACUCCGCGUAUGAGGAGAGAAUUUGGGGUGGGCUUAAGCCUUUUCUGGAAGAGUAUGUCAAGUGGGGAGUUGAUCAAUGGGGCGCAGUGGAGAGACGGGAAAGGAGGGACAUGAAGAAGGAGCAGGAGGAGAAGGCUAAGAAGAGGAAGAGGUAA